Molecule: messenger RNA, 1026 nt
Organism: Saprolegnia diclina VS20
Lineage: Eukaryota; Oomycota; Saprolegniomycetes; Saprolegniales; Saprolegniaceae
Exons: 1
Coding region: 240-947 (235 amino acids)
Biological process (GO): regulation of DNA-templated transcription
Molecular function (GO): sequence-specific DNA binding; DNA-binding transcription factor activity
Source: RefSeq, a predicted model, not a curated record
UGAAGGCACUACACGUAGGACUGCCUACUCUUGUACAGGCGUCAUUCCAUCGAUCAUUACACAGCCACUUGCGCCACCUUUGCGUGCGACGCACUUCAAGGUGGGUUGAAAACACUCCGUCAUGGGUAAGAUACAGGUGUUUAAAACAAUUUUCGGCGAGACAGGCCGAGCAGUGGUUGCGGCUUGGCCGCCGACUUCAUUCUUGGGCCGCGCGCGUACUGCAUACUACCCACUGAGCGAUGGCGUCUCUCAAGCCGACCGUCAAGACGGCGCCGAUCUUCCUGCAGAAGACCUUCCGCAUGUUCCAGGAGGCGCCGUCCGACGUGGCCACGUGGAACCAAGAUGGCACGACGAUCCGCAUCCAUGUGCCCCACCAGUUUGCGACGUCGGUGCUGCCCAAGUACUUCAAGCACAACAACUUUCUCUCGUUUGUGCGGCAGCUCAACUUUUACGGCUUCCGCAAGUGCAAGGGCGACGCGGCCGAGGACGCCGAGUGGUGGGAGUUCCACCACGACAAGUUUUCGCGCGAGGCGCCGCAUCUGAUGCAGGAGAUCCGCCGUAAAUCGACGCCCGAGCCCGAGCACCCAAAGGAGAUCCAGUCGCUCAAGACGCAGAUCGCGGGCCUGCAGACGCAGUACGACAGCCUCACGCAGGUCAUCUCGAACCUCACGGGCCAGAUCAACCAGCUCGUCGCGAUGGCUGCGCCGGCGACCAGCGCUUUGCCCAAGGAAGACGACGACAUGAGCGUGGUCUCGUCGGACGACGAGCGCAUGAGCAUCGACUCGGACGUGGAAGACGCGUUCUGCAGCGACAUGGCGAUGCUCGAACUGUGCAGCUCGGACGAGCUCGCAACGAUUCAAGACAUGGUGUCGAUCUUUGAUUCGCCCAACGCGCACUCGUUCUUUGAAGGCUUUGACCAGCAGCACGUGGCGCUCAACUACUAUUAACCUUAUCUAACCUUAUCUCCUUUGUACAGUGAUUGCUAACCUUUUGGAUAUCACUGCGCGACGGACACUACAAGCCAAA